Molecule: messenger RNA, 1521 nt
Organism: Sungouiella intermedia
Lineage: Eukaryota; Fungi; Ascomycota; Pichiomycetes; Serinales; Metschnikowiaceae
Source: the annotation of a GenBank genome assembly
AUGUCCAAAAUCACCCCAGAUUAUACUCUAUAUUUUGUCACAGACUCCACUAUGGUCCCAGAAACCUCGACGUUUCUCGACCAGGUGAGAUUGGCUGUGGAGAACGGAGCUACCAUCAUCCAGCUCAGAGAAAAAUCGAUUCUGACAUUGGAUUUCAUCGAGAGGGCACAAAAAGUGCUUGAAAUCACCAGGCCGAAAGGGAUUCCCCUCAUAAUCAACGACCGUGUGGACGUGGCACUUGCUGUUGAUGCUGAUGGUGUCCAUGUUGGCCAGGACGAUAUGCCUGCUGCCACGGUGAGAAAACUUAUUGGCAAAAACAAGAUUUUGGGAGUCUCGUGUGGAAACGUCGCUGAGACCACUCAAGUCUGUGAAGAGGGUGUUGCAGACUAUGUAGGGCUCGGAACUGUGUAUCCUACUCAAACCAAGAAGGUAAAGGCAGUUGUUGGACCAAUUGGUAUUCGUCGCUCUCUUGAAGUGUUAAGCAAGUAUAAAAAAGAAGGCAAAUUGAUCAACUCUGUUGCUAUCGGUGGCAUUAAGCACUCUAACGCGGCCAAGGUCCUCUUCCAAUGCCUGGUUCCAGGUUACGAAAUAGAUGGAGUAGCUGUGGUAUCUUGUAUCAUGGCAGCUACAGAUGCUGGUAAAGCUACACGAGAACUUUUGGCUUCUAUUCGUUCUCCAGUAGCCUGGAAGUGGACUUCGGAAAGUUCGGUACCAUUUGCCUUAGGACUCGUUGACCAGAAGCCUUUGGUGCAUCACAUUACAAACAAUGUAGUGAAGAAUUUCAGUGCCAACGUCACCUUGGCAAUUGGUGCCUCACCCAUUAUGUCCGAACUACCGGAGGAAUUUGGAGAAUUUGCAUGCUUGCCAUCUGUUGCCUUGUUGAUCAAUUUGGGAACACCCUCGACUCAACUCAUGGAGGUAUUCUUGCUGGGACUCAGAACGUACAAUGCACAUGGCAGUCCGGUGAUAUUCGAUCCUGUUGCUGCUGGAGCAUCUUGCGCACGUCGUGAAGCCUGUCGUGUUUUGCUAAAUGCUGGAUACUUUUCUGUCAUCAAGGGCAAUCUCGGAGAAAUCACUGCUUUGGCCCAAUUGGGAAGUGAUGGAUCAAACGAUUCAGAGACGCUCAUGCAAGGCGUGGAUUCGUUAAUUAAGUCAUCUGAUGAUGCAACUGAAGCACUUUGUAAAAAGGUGGCCACCGAAUACCGCUCGGUGGUGGUGGUGACGGGAGAGAUCAAUUAUAUUUACGAUGGAACACAACCACUGGGAGAGGUGCUGAAGGUCAAAGGAGGAAGCGAAUAUAUGGGACUGGUGACUGGAACUGGAUGUUCUCUUGGGAGCACUAUUGCUGCAUACGUUGCUGUUGCCCGUAAACAGAAGCUUGACAUUGGAAAGGCAGUAGUGAGUGCUGUUACAAUGUAUAAUCAAGCAGGUAAGGUGGCUGCGAAAGAUGUCGAGGGUCCAGGUACGUUUAUGGUGCGUUUUCUCGAUGAGCUAGCCAGAGAGUCGAAAAAGGUUAAUUAA